Molecule: messenger RNA, 548 nt
Organism: Zophobas morio
Lineage: Eukaryota; Metazoa; Arthropoda; Insecta; Coleoptera; Tenebrionidae
Product: ejaculatory bulb-specific protein 3-like
Exons: 2
Coding region: 68-448 (126 amino acids)
Source: RefSeq, a predicted model, not a curated record
UCAUAACUAUAAAUACGGUUACAACCUCUUCGACAGACAUCACAAACCCAAACAAACCACAAUCAACAUGUUCGCUCUAUUCGCAUUAUCGCUAGUUUGCUUCCAAGCUUACUAUGUAUCGUGUGAAGAAUAUUUUGUGCCAGAGAACAUCAGCGUAGAUGAAAUCAUCAAGAACGACCGUCUAACGAGAAACUAUUUGGACUGCGUUCUGGAAAAGGGUAAAUGCACGUCGGAGGGAGAGCAACUGAAAAAGGCGAUCCCCGAGAUUCUACAAAAUCGGUGCUCCAAGUGCAGCGAAAAGCAUAAGGCGGCUGUAAAGAAAGUGCUUCACCACUUGAUUGAGAAGAAGCCAGAAUGGUGGAAGGAAGUUGAGGGUAAAUUUGACCCACAAGGCGACUAUAAGAAAAAGUACGACGACUACUUGGCGAAAGAAGGAUUGGUUUAUUAGUUGGUUUGUGUUGUAUAUUUGUUAUAUCCUUGCACUAGUCUACCAGUCACGUUAUUUCCAUGUAAAAAACGAUGUUUAUGAUAAUUAUUUACACAAUACA